AUGUCAAAAAAUUGGAAUGAAAAUAUAGAAACAUUUGCUAAACACAUACAAAUUUAUAAAACAUUAGCUCUUCGAUGGCAAAUUAAUCCAAGUUUUCUUCAUCGAAAUUUGAAAUAUAUUCAUAUUGCUCGAACAUCAAUACAUUCUAAUCGUAUUCCAAAUCAAAAUAUUUCAAUAGAAGAAAUAUUUAAAUCACGUUUAGAUGAAGGCGUGAAUAAACCAACAUCAUCAUUAUUACGUGGUGAAGCUUUUAAUUUACAUUUACGUGGAUGGUCAUAUGAUUCAACUUGUUUACAAGAACGACGUGGUGUUAAAUACAAUGUUGCAUUUGAUUUAUCAGCAUCAUGUGUAGAAAAUUUUUUAGUUAAUACGUCAAAUAUAUCUCGAACAAUGAAACUUGGUCGAAUUGAUUCAAUAUCACCAAAUGGUAUAUCAUCAAUGAAUGAUGAUGAUGAGGAUGAUGAAUCAUCAACGAUUUCAUUUCAUGUUUCAACAAAAUAUACAUAUACAUUAACAUUCUCAACUACAAUUACAGCGAGUCGUGGUGAUGGAAAUAAAAUUUCAAUGUCUUAUGGUAAACGUGUACAACUUGAUUCAUUAUUUGAUCCACGACAACCAUUAUCUACAGUACAAUCACUUGAAAUUGAAUUAACACCUGUAUUAAUUAAUGGACAAGAAAUAUCUAAAGCAAUUUCAUCACAAUUUCCAUCAAUAUUUACAAUAUAUUUUGACCUGACAAGAGAAGCAAUAGAAGUGGUUAGAAGUGGUUCAUCAACAAGAAAAAGACAACCAAUAUCGCCAAGUAAAAUUCCAGCAACACAUCAUCAAGAACAACAAUAUCAUGAUCCUAAUGCUAAACGAAUGAGAACGGCACAGAAAACAAAUAAAAAUUCUAAUACUAAUAAUAGUUUACCAUUAUGGCGUGAUAUAUCAUCAAAUAAUGAUCAUAAUACAUCAACAAAUUUACCACUUUACUAUACUUUUUCAACAGAUAAUAAACAAUGUUUAGCUACUAGUUAUAUGUCAUCAAAAGGACAUUGUUGUCUUUGUCAAUUUACAGCUAUUAAUAAUGAUCUAGAUGUAUUAAUCAAACAUUUAUCAUAUUGUCAUCCACGUUUUACAGCUUCAUUAAAGAAAAACAGUGAUCGACCUAAUAUUGAAUUGCGUCUUAAUGCAUUCUAUGAUGGAUCACUUGAUACAUUCGAUAUGUUUGCUGAAUAUUAUCCACGUAAAAGACGUAUUACUAGUGAAUUAAUUCUUUGGCGACCACCACGUUAUCGUCGCUUAGCAAUGGAUGAUGCACCAUUUGUUUGUCGUCGAGCUGCAUUAACUCGAGUUUAUCGUCAUACAACCGGUGCACAACCUAUUGAACCAGAACAUAUGCAAAAUGAUAGUGAUGAUGAAAUAUAUCCUGAAUGGACACAACAAUUAUCACGUCGUAUGAUGGAAGAUUUUCAAGAUGUAAAUGAAGGUGAAAAAGAAAUGAUGAUCAUGUGGAAUCAUCAUGUUAUGAAGCAUAAUUUUAUUGCUGAUAGUCAAAUACCAUAUGCAUGUGACCUUUUUGUUGAAAAACAUGCAAAAGAUUUACGAGAAAAGAAUCUUGUGAAAAAUUUCUAUCUACAUUUGGCAACACUUCAAUUAUAUAAUCUAAUUAAAAAGACAGAUUUAGCAAAAUGUAUUAUUCGUUUAAAAACCAUAUUGGGUACAACACCAUCUGUGUCAACUUCUACAUGA
Messenger RNA from Adineta steineri, 1734 nucleotides. The record is from the annotation of a GenBank genome assembly. NCBI's taxonomy places the organism in Eukaryota, Metazoa, Rotifera, Eurotatoria, Adinetida, Adinetidae.